Molecule: messenger RNA, 969 nt
Organism: Helobdella robusta
Lineage: Eukaryota; Metazoa; Annelida; Clitellata; Rhynchobdellida; Glossiphoniidae
Exons: 8
Coding region: 1-969 (322 amino acids)
Biological process (GO): signal transduction
Molecular function (GO): 3',5'-cyclic-AMP phosphodiesterase activity
Source: RefSeq, a predicted model, not a curated record
AUGCAGAAAUUGGACGAUUGGGCAUUCAACGUGUUUGAAUUGAAUUUGGUAACGAACAAGCCGAUAGCAUUUCGCUACGUUGCCAGAGCUCUGCUCAACAAAUUUGAUUUUCUCACCAAAUACAAGAUCCAAAAAGCCUGCCUGGAAAACUUCAUAGUGGCGAUGGAGGAGGGCUACAGGAAGCACAACAACUCCUACCACAACGACAUCCACGCGGCAGAUGUCGCUCAAACUGUCAACAGCGUCAUUUCGCAAACGGAGUUGAAGGCCUGUCUGACGGACUCAGAAAUAUUCGCCACGUUAUUUGCCGCAAUCAUCCACGACUACGAACACACGGGCACAACCAACUCCUACCACGUCAACACCGAGUCAGACCUGGCUCUCCUGUAUAACGACAGAGCUGUCCUCGAAAACUUUCACGUCAGCCAGGUCUUCAGGAAGAUGAAGGAGAACAAAACCAUCAACGUCGUUGCCAACAUGGAUAAGAAUGAAUUCAGUGAGUUCCGCAUAAACGUUAUAGAGAUCGUCCUGGCAACUGACAUGUCCAACCACUUCUCCCUCCUCAAGAACUUGCAAGCGGCCAUGACGCAACCUGAUUCACUGACGAUGCUGCAGUACUUGUGUGCGUUGGUUCACUUCGCAGACAUCAGUCAUCCCUCGAAGCCCUGGGAGAUACACACGCAGUGGACCACCAGACUUUUUGACGAAUUUUUUGUACAGGGAGACCGUGAGAAGCAGAUGAAGAUACCUGUCUCACCUCUCUGCGAUCGCAACAACACCAUGCUACCUGCAUCACAGAUUGGUUUUUUGGACUACAUCGUGAUACCGACAGUGAAUCUUAUAUUUGACGUCAUUCCCAUCGCAGUCAAAACCAGACUCGAUAAAAUGCCCGAGAAUAAUCUACAAAUGAGUUCCUGGAAGAUUGAAAUGAGUAUGUUGUUGUUGAUGGGCGUUGUUGUGUGCUGUUAG